Messenger RNA from Trichogramma pretiosum, 2932 nucleotides. Its product is annotated as spermatogenesis-associated protein 20. The transcript is spliced from 11 exons. The coding region runs from base 133 to 2484 and encodes 783 amino acids. The record is from RefSeq and is a predicted model, not a curated record. NCBI's taxonomy places the organism in Eukaryota, Metazoa, Arthropoda, Insecta, Hymenoptera, Trichogrammatidae. Gene Ontology annotation, biological process: carbohydrate metabolic process.
GCCUGCUAAAUUUGCCAGGUAUUUAUACAUGCUCUGAUAUUCACGAUAACAUCAUAUGAGCUAAUAAUGUCAGCUAUUAUUUAGAUCAAAAUAAAAAUAAAAAUCUCAACAGUUGAGUUUAAAACACAUGUUAUGAUUUGGAGACGAUGUCCGCAAGUUAUUCGAUUGGUUUCUAAUCUGUCAAAACACACAAAUUAUUCUGAAAAAAAAACUGGUAUUAGAUUCAUUGAAGCAAGUCAUAACAUGGCUUCAACAUCUAGUGAUGCAGAAAAUACACCACAAAAAUACCAAAAUAAAUUAGCUUUUGAAAAAUCGCCAUAUCUUCUUCAACAUGCAACAAACCCAGUUGAAUGGUACCCAUGGGGUAAUGAGGCAAUAGAAAAAGCAAAAAGAGAAGAUAAAUUGAUAUUCUUGUCGGUUGGUUAUUCUACUUGUCAUUGGUGUCAUGUAAUGGAAAAAGAAUCUUUUGAGAAGCCUGAAAUUGCAGCUAUAAUGAACAAGCAUUUCAUUAAUAUAAAAGUUGAUAGAGAAGAGCGACCGGACAUUGAUAAAGUCUAUAUGACUUUUAUUCAGUCAUUAACAGGGCAUGGGGGCUGGCCCAUGAGUGUUUUUCUAUCUCCAAAUCUUGCACCAAUCUAUGGAGGAACUUAUUUUCCACCAACUGACAAAUAUGGUCAACCAGGUUUCAAAAGGGUCUUGGAAGCAUUAGCCAAUCAGUGGCAUGAACGAAAAGACCAUCUUGUCACUUCUGGAGCGGCUUAUUUAAAAGCACUCAAAGAAGCAAGUGAACCAACACGUGAAGAUGCUGAUGAUGUCCCAUCUUCAAAAAGUGCUGAAACCUGUGUAAAACAAUUAAUAAGAUCAUAUGAACCAAAAUUUGGGGGAUUCUCAGAUGCUCCUAAGUUUCCUCAACCAGUAAAUUUUAAUAUUUUAUUCUUAAUUUAUGCAAAAGAUCCAAAAAGUGAAACUGGAAAAAAAUGUCUAGAAAUGUGUUUACAUACUUUAACAAAAAUGGCUAAAGGAGGUAUUCAUGAUCAUGUUGGACAGGGUUUUGCUAGAUAUUCUGUUGAUGCCAAGUGGCAUGUACCACAUUUUGAAAAAAUGUUGUAUGAUCAAAGCCAGCUUCUUGUUUCAUAUGUAGAUGCUUAUUUGUCAACAAAAGAUUUAUUUUAUGCCGAAAUUGCUGAUGAUAUCGUUACUUAUUUAACUCGUGAUAUGCAGCAUAAGGAGGGAGGUUUUUAUAGUGCAGAAGAUGCCGAUUCUAAGCCGUCUCACAAUGACACUGAAAAAAAAGAGGGAGCUUUUUAUGUAUGGAAACAUGAUGAAAUUACAUCACUCCUAAAUGCAACCAUACAAAAUCAUGACAAUUUAAAAUUGAGCGACAUUUUUUGCUAUCACUUCGAUGUGAAACCAGACGGAAAUGUUUCACCUCGACAAGACCCUCAUGGAGAGUUAUUGUCUCAAAAUGUUUUGAUAAAUUACGGAAGUUUUGAAGAAACCGCUGAAAAUUUUAAUCUGACUACAGAUGAAGUGAAAACACAUCUUCAAGAGGCUUUAAAAAUACUAUUUGUUGAACGCAGUAAGAGACCGAGACCGCAUUUGGAUGAUAAAAUUAUUACUGCUUGGAAUGGGCUUGCAAUAAGUGGAUUAUCUCGAGCAGCUGCAGCUCUAGAUAAACCUGAAUAUGCAGCUCACGCUGAAGCAGCAGCUAAUUUUAUCAAAAAUUACUUAUUUGAUAAAAACGCUAAGAAAUUAUUGCGAAGUUGCUACAGAGAUUCAUCAAACAAAAUAACCCAGCCAAGCAAUCCAAUUGAAGGCUUUCAAGUGGAUUAUGCUUUUGUGAUACGAGGUUUAUUGGAUCUCUACGAAUCUACUUUCAAUACUGAAUGGCUUCAAUUUGCUGAACAGUUACAGGAUAUUCAAGAUAGUUUAUUUUGGAGUGAAGAAAAGGGUCUUUACUACUCGACUACUGCUUCAGAUGAAACUGUUAUUGUGAGACAUACAGAUGAACAAGAUGGUGCUGAGCCAUCGGGAAAUUCUGUCGCCUGUGGAAAUUUAAUUCGUCUAUCGUCAUAUUUAUCUUGUUCAGAUUACAUGCAUAAAGCUAAAGAAAUUUUACGUUCGAAGCACGAUAUUCUCACAGCGAUGCCAGUGGUCAACCCAGAAUUAGUUUGUGCUUUAAUUAACUACAAUGAUUCACCAACUCAGAUUUAUAUUGCUGGAAAUAAAAAUUCUAGUGAUACUAAAGAAAUGAUAAAAAUAGUGAGAAGUCAACUUCUACCAGGAAAAAUUAUUAUGUUAGUCGAAGGGGACGACGUGGAUAAUAUUUUACACAAAAAAAAUGAAGUUAUAAGCAAGAUGAAAUCUGUCAACGGUCGUGCAACGGUGUACAUUUGUCAGCAUCGAAUGUGUUCGUUACCUAUCUCUAAUGCAGCCGAUUUAUUAACGCAGUUCGAUAAAAGAAAAGAAGAGUCCGGUGCAUAAUUUAAAAAUUUUUAAAUUUUAAAAUUUGUGUUAAUAUUUUUGCAGGACAUUGAAAAGAUGGUUGUGAUUUUUUCGGUCGAAAUAGUAAAAAGCAAUGAAUUAUAUAAAUACUCAAUAAACAGAAAAAUUUUUUUAAUUUUCUAAUUAAGUUGAAUUUUUCGGAUUCACCCGGUUUGAAAUAACGUGAAAAUCAUAGGAAGUUAUAAAUUUUAGCGCGUUUAUAUUAAAAUUAUGUUUGUAAAAUAAUUACAAUUUUUUUGUGUAAUGCAAUAAAAAAACAUUAUCAUGGAUGCUUACUUAUGACGCGUGCAAUGGAUAACGAUAAUAUAACGUUGAAUAAUUAUAUUCGACAGUAUAAAAAAGUAGUUUUGAUAAAAAUCAGAUUACUUUAAUACUUAUUAUUAAACUAUGGGACAUUAUGUAGGGAUAUACAUCGUCUUUUACAAGA